AUCUUUCAUUUCAACUCUCACGUUUCCAUUUCUCACCAUGCCCAAUCAACUCACCUACACCGAUCACUAUAUCGACGUCGGAGACGACACCGUCAAGACACUGGUCACCAAUGCCCCUGACAUGGUCGAUUCCUGGAUUGAAGACAUCGAGCGUAUCCACCGUCGCCGUCUGAAUCGCCUUGUUGUCGGCCUCGACAUCGAGUGGAGACCUAACUUCACGCGCGUUAACCCAAUCGCCGUACUCCAGCUCUGUGUCGGCCGCCGUUGCCUCAUCUUCCAGCUCAUCCACGCACCCUACAUCCCUAACUCGCUUAGAGAGUUCUUAGAAGCCGGCGCGUACACUUUCGUUGGGGUUGGAAUUCACCAAGAUGCGAGGAGGCUCAUGUCGGAGAAGGGCGUUGACGUGACUACUUGCGUGGAUCUCGGUGGCCUUGCGGCGGAAGUUACCGGCAACCGGAGCAUGAAGAAUGUUGGGUUGAAGGGUUUGGCUCGGGAGUUUCUUCAACUGAAUAUGGAGAAACCGCGGAACGUGGCGCUGAGCAAUUGGGAUGUACGCUGGCUGUCGUCUGAUCAGGUACAGUACGCAUGCACUGAUGCUUUUGUGUCCUUUGAGAUUGGGAGGGUUUUACAAGCCUGGAAAUGGGGUUGAAAAUGUGUUCUUAAUUGCUUGUGUUUAGGGUUUUACAAGGCUGGAAAUGGGGUUGAAAAUGCCAGUAGUUUCUUAAUGGGGAAGAACAAUUUAGGGUUCUUUUGCGUUUAUAUUCUAAUAAUAACUGAACUAAUGGGCGUUUCUAGAGAAGUACUUUUUCAACAUUGUGGUAUUUUGAAUGGAAGGAAUUGGAAGUUUUCUGGUUUGAUGAUU
Cannabis sativa is the source of this 862-nucleotide messenger RNA. Its product is annotated as 3'-5' exonuclease-like. Bases 38 to 649 code for a protein of 203 amino acids. The record is from RefSeq and is a predicted model, not a curated record. Gene Ontology annotation, biological process: nucleobase-containing compound metabolic process. The transcript has a single exon. Gene Ontology annotation, cellular component: cytoplasm; nucleus. NCBI's taxonomy places the organism in Eukaryota, Viridiplantae, Streptophyta, Magnoliopsida, Rosales, Cannabaceae. Gene Ontology annotation, molecular function: nucleic acid binding; 3'-5' exonuclease activity.